AUGAAAAAGCUGGAAGGAGACAGGGGCGGACCCAUUAAGGCCGAGUGGGGUCGGUCGCCCCCAAUGACUCCGACGAAAUUUACAGGUUGGAAGUCCAACGUUGGAACCAGUCAUUGCCGACUGCUGCUGAGGGAGAUGAUUGCCGCUGCUGAAGUUCGCCCCAGGCCCCAACAGCACAGGAUCGGCACUGUGCCAGAGGGUUCAGUUCUAAUGUGCAUUUCAUUUCAUUUAAAUGGUUCGGAGAAUUUCAGCAACGUGUUGUCAGAAAACAUAUGUACAACAUUCCAACAGGGGCAUUUCUCUAUUGUGGUUGAAUCAAUUGCACCCUCUCCCACUAACUUUUCUCCUACACCAGUACCACCAGGAGGUGCCCCAAAGCAUGCUCCAAAAACAAAUGGCAAAGGGAAAAAGAACAAUUCGAAAGUCUGGAUAACUGUUGGGUCAGUGGUAGGAGGAUUAGCUUUGUUGGUUUUGCUCGGACUUCUGGAAUCCUGGCUGCGCAAGUACAUGCAUAGGAGGAGAAUACAGCAAAUGGAGAGGGCUGCAGAUAUUGGGGAAAUAUUGCACAUGACUACUGUUGGAAGCGCAAAAGCACCAGCAGCUACAGUGACGAGGACAAAACCGACAAUUGAGACUGAAUAUCAAUGGAUGUCUAUACGGUCAAAUGGGUGUCUGCCAGCAUUUAAUUCAGAUAAUGAAAAGAGGCUUAGUGGCACCUAG
This is a messenger RNA of Olea europaea var. sylvestris, 720 nucleotides long. RefSeq lists its product as uncharacterized. The transcript has 3 exons. Gene Ontology annotation, cellular component: membrane. The record is from RefSeq and is a predicted model, not a curated record. Lineage: Eukaryota; Viridiplantae; Streptophyta; Magnoliopsida; Lamiales; Oleaceae. Bases 1 to 720 code for a protein of 239 amino acids.